Molecule: messenger RNA, 278 nt
Organism: Racocetra fulgida
Lineage: Eukaryota; Fungi; Glomeromycota; Glomeromycetes; Diversisporales; Gigasporaceae
Source: the annotation of a GenBank genome assembly
CAACUUUCGGCCAUUUCAUUUAUUUUCGAAAAAAAUUUCGAUAUUUAUAAACAAUUAUUAGGUUUUAUUGAAAAGAGUAUCACCAAUAUUCCAAUAGAUUUAUUGCUUCAAUCAGCAUCAUUUGUGGGCACUCUCGAGCCCUAUAUUAUCAAAGAUUUUAUCAAGACGUUUAGUGAAAAAUUGAAGCCACUCAUUGGUGCCAUUGACGAUGCAUUAAUUAAAAUUAUCGCUCAGAUAUGCGGCGAUUCAUCAGCUCCUUCUUUGAACAUACCUAAUCA